GGAAGCGUUGCUUAGAGACGGGAGACGUCGCAGACACUGGUGUAACUAGCUACACUUUGGCAGAAUCCAACCAAGAUGGAGAAGUACGAGAAAAUCAAAGUGGUCGGGAGAGGAGCAUUCGGGAUAGUGCACCUUUGCCGUCGAAGAACUGAUGGUGCUUUGGUAAUUCUAAAGGAAAUCCCAGUGGAGCAGAUGACCCGGGACGAGCGUCUUGCCGCGCAGAAUGAGUGCCAAGUUCUCAAGUUACUCAACCACCCCAACAUAAUCGAGUAUUACGAAAAUUUCCUGGAGGACAAGGCGCUCAUGAUCGCAAUGGAAUAUGCACCAGGUGGAACUCUUGCUGAUUACAUCCAGAAGCGAUGCAAUUCCCUCCUGGAUGAAGACACCAUACUGCAUUUCUUUGUGCAGAUCUUACUGGCCCUCUAUCAUGUGCACAACAAACUUAUUCUUCAUCGAGACCUUAAAACCCAAAACAUUCUACUGGACAAGCACCAGAUGAUAGUCAAAAUAGGUGACUUUGGGAUCUCCAAAAUUCUAGUUAGCAAGAGCAAAGCUUACACUGUGGUUGGGACACCUUGUUACAUCUCUCCUGAACUGUGUGAAGGAAAACCGUACAAUCAGAAGAGUGAUAUCUGGGCUCUGGGUUGUGUGCUCUAUGAACUCGCCAGCCUCAAAAGAGCCUUUGAGGCAGCUAACCUACCGGCCUUAGUCCUAAAAAUCAUGAGUGGCACUUUCGCCCCGAUUUCCGACCGCUACAGCCCAGAACUGCGACAGCUCAUCCUCAACAUGCUUAACCUGGACCCGUCCAAGCGGCCACAGCUCAAUGAGAUCAUGGCCAAUCCCAUCUGCAUCCGGCCCCUGCUGAACCUCUACACUGACAUCGGCAAUGUCAGAAUGCGCAGAAUUGAAAAGCCACUGCCCACCAUGCAGACAGGUCCUCAUGGCAGACCAGGAAGCCGUGUGACUGGAACCAGAACAAGGGGUGGGUUGUCAAGCUUAAUUUCAACCAAGAUGAUGCACUCUCUGCCCUUGUCGUCAGUAUAUACGUGGGGUAGUGGCAUCUCCACGCCACUCCGGCUGCCUAUGCUCAACACCGAGGUGCUGCAGGUUUCGUUGGGCCGCACACAAAAGAUGGGUGUCACCAAAUCAGGACGCCUCAUCACCUGGGAGGCUCCCACUGUGGGCUGCGGCGAGGCUUCUCUACCUGGUGCUCUGGAGCAAAUGCAGCCCCAGUUUAUCUCUCGGUUCCUAGAGGGGCAGUCUGGUGUCACCAUCAAAUCUGUCUCCUGUGGAGACCUCUUUACAACCUGCCUGACAGACAGAGGCAUAAUUAUGACAUUUGGAAGUGGAAGCAAUGGGUGUCUUGGACAUGGAAAUUACAACGACAUAACACAGCCCAAAAUAGUGGAGGCUCUCCUGGGCUAUGAGCUGGUUCAGGUGUCCUGUGGUGCCUCCCAUGUGCUGGCUGUGACCAAUGAGAGGGAGGUCUUCUCCUGGGGAAGAGGAGACAAUGGUCGGCUGGGACUGGGCACCCAGGAUACCCACAAUGCCCCGCAGCAGGUGAAUAUCCCUGUAGAUUUCGAGGCCCAGCGAGUGUUGUGUGGGGUCGACUGCUCCAUGAUCAUGAGCACUCAACACCAGAUCCUGGCGUGUGGCAGCAACAGGUUUAACAAGCUAGGCCUGGAUACAGUCAGCAAGACAGAGGAACCCGCCUCCUGUUGUCAAGUAGAAGAGGUCCACACAUUCCAACCUGUUCAGUCGUCCCCACUGAACAUCGAGAAAAUUCUGUACAUUGACAUCGGAACGGCCCACUCUGCCUCAGUCACGGAGAAAGGUCAGUGUUUCACAUUUGGCAGUAACCAGCAUGGGCAGCUUGGCUGCAGCUCUCGCCGCAACAGCAGAGUGCCCUUCCGGGUGCCAGGGCUGCAGGGCAUCACCAUGGUAGCGUGCGGAGACGCGUUCACUCUGGCUAUUGGUGCAGAUGGUGAGGUGUAUACCUGGGGGAAAGGAGCCCGUGGGCGCCUUGGAAGGAAAGAAGAGGAUUCUGGGAUACCGAAGGCAGUGCAGCUUGAUGAGAGUCACCCAUUCACAGUUACAUCAGUGGCUUGUUGCCAUGGCAACACACUCUUGGCUGUAAAACCUUUUUUUGAAGAUCCUGUCCCUAAGUGACCCUUAAAUCUCAGCGGUAUCUGCGAGAGGACAGACAAACAACUUCCUCCGAAAAACUUUCAUAAACAUUCAGAGCAGUUAAUGACUAUGACUUUUAAAGACCUGGCAGGAAGUGGACUGCUGAAGAAUUUCAGUGCAUUAUGAUAAUUAAAGUGCAAUAACGUCUGAGGUACGAUUACAUGGAUUAUGAAGGUUUAUAGAUUUAUGUAUCCAACUGAAAUCAUAAUGUAUAGUAUGGUUUUUGCUUGAAGGCAAUAUCUUUUAUGAAUGCUGUUUGUGAAUGCUUCAGCUCUAGGAUUGUCAUUUUGCUGCUAUACAAUCACAAAGUAAUUAUGUAAGACACUCACAGGAAGUCAGACAGGUCCUGUAGGAUUAUUAUAACACAAUGCAUGACAGAACUCUCAUUUAACACAGCUGGCUGCCAAAGAAAAUUAGAAAGUUGUUACUGUCUUUGUUCCUUCUUUAAAGAAUGCAGCAUGCUUUCUGUGAUUUAUAAUAAUCAUUUUAUACACCAAAAGACUAAAAGAAUAAUCUUUUUUUGUAAUCUUUUUUACACCAAAAGACUUCUGAGGUACAGAGAUUUUAAAUAAAUGCUUUUGAGUACAUACAACGACUAAAAAAGAGUUUCUGUCCACACUGGAGGCAUCUACAUCAGCUAAAAGAGUUUUUUUUUUCUUUUUGUUUCCAUCCUACUGAAGCCACACUUACUGAAUGGUUAUUAAUUGCUCGGUAAUACAUAUUCUUUAAUAGUGUUUAACUUGCUUACACUGGACUGUCUCAUUGUUGGUGUAUUUUUGACGAUGCACAUCCACCAAUAGAGGGAGAUCUUUCCUUAACAGAAAGCUUUUUGAUGAUUUUCAGCAUAAUGCUACUUGUAAACUGAAGUGCAGCAUCUGUGAGCAAUGAACAGCUA
Molecule: messenger RNA, 3082 nt
Organism: Pangasianodon hypophthalmus (striped catfish)
Lineage: Eukaryota; Metazoa; Chordata; Actinopteri; Siluriformes; Pangasiidae
Gene: nek8
Product: NIMA-related kinase 8
Exons: 15
Coding region: 76-2169 (697 amino acids)
Biological process (GO): protein phosphorylation
Molecular function (GO): protein kinase activity; ATP binding
Source: RefSeq, a predicted model, not a curated record